This is a messenger RNA of Benincasa hispida (wax gourd), 1193 nucleotides long. RefSeq names its product putative RNA-binding protein C660.15. Lineage: Eukaryota; Viridiplantae; Streptophyta; Magnoliopsida; Cucurbitales; Cucurbitaceae. The record is from RefSeq and is a predicted model, not a curated record. Gene Ontology annotation, biological process: regulation of translation. Gene Ontology annotation, molecular function: mRNA binding.
CAGCGUUCGACAUGGCACCUUGUGUUUUUGCUGAAAAUCUCCUGAUCUCUGUAAUGUCAAUGCCGUAAAAAAAUUGUAGGUUAAACCGAAAACAGUCAUACCGAGUUAGCAACAGAUGAUUAUGAGUACUACUAGGAUGGAAAAUAACAACGAUCAGUGUAGGGGCAGAAAGAUUUUUGUUGGGGGCUUAUCAGCCGAAUUGACUGAGGAUGAGUUCAAAAAUUACUUUGAAAAGUUUGGUAAGAUAACUGAUGUCGUUGUGAUGCAUGAUAGUGUAACCAACCGCCCUAGAGGAUUUGGAUUCAUCACAUUUGAAUCUGUAGAAUCUGUUGACUCUGUUCUGCAGAGUAACUUUCAUGAGCUGAAUGGUAGACGUGUGGAGGUGAAGAGAGCUAUCCCGAAAAAGGGAAACUACAAUGGUGGUCAUAUUCCCAAUGCUAGAACACAGGGAGGAAAAAGCCCUCUUCCUAAUAGUAAUAGGAAUGUUCCUUUCCCUUACCCUUAUUAUGGUUCUAGUUAUCCAGUUUAUCCUGGUUUUACACCUUUUCCACAUUAUGGAGGACCAGGAGUUGAUUUGUAUGGCUCUCACUUGUAUGGGAAUUGGUUUCCCCCUAGCUUUGGUAACAUGGCUUCGGAGGGCACGUGGUAUGGACCUAAUUUUUUUGGUGUUGGGAUUUUUCCUCCACCUUAUAGAAAUUCUCUAAUUCCUCCAAUAUACUCAAGCAAGGGGCUCUCAGAUACAGGGACUGGAAAUGGAAUGGUUGAUACAAGAAGAAAUGGGGAGAUAAAGCAGAACACUACUGGAAAACGAAUUAUGUCAGCUGAUGCGGUGCCAUUUCAGAUCAAAGACAGAACUUGAAGGGAUUCUUAAAGACAUGGAAACUUAGUUGAUAAGUAUUUGUUAUUGGAUUUGCAUCUUACAUAAGGGCAUUUGAUUUGUAAAUUCUGUCAUGGAUAGAAUUAGAUCUAUGUCUCAUUCUUUCUAUCAUUCUCUUCAAUUUCAAAACUCUCCUAAUGCUUUUUUUAGUUUUUUUUCCUAACUUUCUAUGGUGCUGACUCCAUGAUCCAUUCGUAGAAUUUUAAUCUUUGUAAUAUAAUUGUUUUCAUGAUUCAAUCUUCUGUUAGGAAUUUGGGUUAUCCGUCUUGUAAAUGACUGAUAAAUGAAUCUAUAUAUAAAGGAGUUAUAGAUUUAA